Seminavis robusta is the source of this 987-nucleotide messenger RNA. NCBI's taxonomy places the organism in Eukaryota, Bacillariophyta, Bacillariophyceae, Naviculales, Naviculaceae. The record is from the annotation of a GenBank genome assembly.
AUGUCGAUCUAUGCGUUGCCAGGAGCCCUCCAUGAGCUGAUCUCCAAGGGUAUAUCCAAGUCUAAGGAUGAGUCUGAUGCUUGCUCCUCUCCAACCAAGGACGCGAAGCCUGUUGUAGCACAGGAUAUCGAUGCGAGCUCUUCUUGUUCCAUCUUCAUUGACACAACCGCAAGCAAUCCUCUUCAUAGAAAGCCUUCUAAGGGUUGUGCCUCUUCUCCCAUGGACAAUGGAUCCGAUCAUUCCAAUUCCAGUAACAGCAGCAGCAGCAGUUGUUCCAGUAGCCGUCAUGGAAACAACAAUGUCAAACUAUCCGUUAAGGAAGCCAAGCUUGAUCCGGAGAGGCUCAUUCGAUCACUUGCUACCAGCAGUAGCAGCGACGCCAAGAAAUCCGAGAGUUCCGGGGAUGACUCUUCCACUAACACUUCUUCCAGUGGCCAACGCCGCCGACGCAACAAGAAGGACGACCGCGAUCCUCACGAGGACGCCAUCAAGUUUGAGAUCAACGUAUCUUUCAACGGAAGAGAGUAUACGGCUACUCGCACACUCCCUAGAAUCCUUCAGUUCCGAUGUGAUCUCAUUGAAGAGUUUCAAGAGAGACGCAAGUUCCGAGAACGAAGAAGGAAGCGCAAGGAAUCGGUAGCUCCAAAGAUGGUCAAGGUGAAGGAUCUUUCCGAUGACGAAGAGGAAGAAAAGGAUAUCCCCGAGCUACCUCGCCUAGCCGAUGACACGGCUCAUGGCAAUGGCUUUACCAUGUUGAACGCUCUCCUACGCCCCUACGGGACGGGUGUAGAACGAUGGCUUCUCAAGGUCUUGGAUAUUGUGCCACAUGACAGUCAGUGCUUGACACAAUUCCUUUGGGAACCCAUCUCUGGAUCUGCUACCAGCAGAAAGUUUCAGAGGCGCAGGUCCAGUUUGACAUCCAUCCAGGAGGCGGCGGAUGAUCUCUCUUACGACAGUGAUACAGAUGAGUUCCUCUUGCAUCACUAA